AUGAGCAAUAGAAAUAGAAAUUGGAUGUAUGAACGACUUGAUGAUCGUGGUCAUGUCUCUCAUGUUUUCAUUAAUGGUGUGAAAACACUCAUCGAGUUUGCUUCUACUAAGCAAAGUUAUAUGGAUGGAGAUAAAAUUAAAUGCCCAUGCACAAAAUGCAAUAACAAAGCAUAUGAAGCAUUUGAUGAGGCAAAAUAUCACUUAUACAAGUUUGGUUUUGUUCCAAAUUAUGGGUUUUGGGAUAAACAUGGAGAAACAUCAUUGGAUAGUAUUUCCUUAGGGAUGAAUGAUACAUACACGAAUUUAAAUGAACACCAUGAUCCUACUUAUAGAGAAAUGGUUAUGGAUGCAGCGGGUCCUGAUUUCAUGACUAGAACUCUUGAUGAGGAGGCAAAUCCAGAAGAUAAGAAGUUUUUUGAUACGCUAGAGGCAGCCGAUAGAGAGUUGUGGCCUGGUUGUAAAAAGGCGACACAACUAUCUGUUGUAGCUCGACUAUUGAAUAUCAAAUCAGAAUAUCGCAUCCCUGAGUUAUGUUUUGAUGCCAUUUGUCAAUUGAUAAAAGAUGGGUUACCAGAGGAGAAUAACAUAGUUGAUAGUUUAUACGAGAGCAAAAAGUUAAUACAAGCAUUGGGUUUACCAGUGGAAUUGAUUGACUGCUGCAGGUCUGGAUUUGACAAAGCUAAAAAAAUUCAUGAUGGUUUUAUGGAACGAUGUGAUCGCUUGGAAGCAAUAGGAGAGGAAAUUGAUGAGGACAAAAUAUUUUAUGAUGUUGUUGGGGGACAUGAUCGAAAAAAGAGAUUAUAUGGAUUUGGCUCAUAUGGAAAGCACAUUCGUUCUAGUAAAGGAUCUUCUGAAAUGCAUCGCGAACAAUACGAGGAUAAUAAUGCCGAGACAAAAGUCAAGAUUGAGAAUUUGAAGAAGUUAGUUGAGACACAACGCGAACAAUAUGAGGAUAUUCAACAAAAAUAUGAGGAUGUUCAGCAAAAAUAUGAGGAUGCUCAGAAAAAGAAUGUGGAGUUUCAACAGAAAAAUGUGGAUGUUCAAGCAAAGUUUGAACAACAACUUGCACAAGCAAUGAAUGUCAUUAACACAUUGAGUGAACAAGUCAAAACUUUUAUUAAAUAAUGAUAGAAUAUUUUGUAUCGAAUAAUGUUUUACGUUAAAUUUGUAGC
This is a messenger RNA of Lactuca saligna, 1172 nucleotides long. The record is from the annotation of a GenBank genome assembly. Lineage: Eukaryota; Viridiplantae; Streptophyta; Magnoliopsida; Asterales; Asteraceae.